Molecule: messenger RNA, 489 nt
Organism: Lingula anatina
Lineage: Eukaryota; Metazoa; Brachiopoda; Lingulata; Lingulida; Lingulidae
Molecular function (GO): protein binding
Source: RefSeq, a predicted model, not a curated record
UUUCCUUAACUGACCUACAGGCAGUGAUAUGUCUUUUUAUUGGUGGGUUUUUCCUAGUGAUCCUCAUAGUACUGAUGUGCUACCUAAUAUGUACCAGGGACAACUUGCCUGACAAACCACCAGACUACUCAGAAUCAGACCUGUCUCUCGGCUUGGUGAAGGAAAACAAGAGAAAUGAGUCUUUGGUAAAAGUGCAUGAUCACAUGAAGAAUGCCAUGAGAACAAGUCAACUCAAGUUUUCUGGUAGUGAAUUCCGAUGUGCCAAAGUACUCAGCACUCAUCAUGCCAAUGGGAGUGAUGAGUUGGAAUUAAUCCCAGGAAAUAUCAUAACAAAUCUCAGAAGAACCAAUGUCUCUGGCUUGUGGGAGGGCCUAUGCAACCACAGAAGAGGUUUGUUCCCAAUGGGCUGUGUGCAAUUUUAUAGGUCAGAACAUGAACUGCAGAAAGAGUUGUCAAAGGCAAAGUCAGAAGGCAGACUUUCUUAAAGUG